Molecule: messenger RNA, 2532 nt
Organism: Medioppia subpectinata
Lineage: Eukaryota; Metazoa; Arthropoda; Arachnida; Sarcoptiformes; Oppiidae
Source: the annotation of a GenBank genome assembly
GAUUUCCCGGCCGUGAAGUCUACCGGCGGUGUCGAGCGUGCGAUCAGUUUACUGGACGGCACGAGUGUCAGCGCCGGCGGCGGCACCGGUAGUAGUGGCCAUCGGAACGAGUCUAAGACAGCGGACAGUUACCAGCAGUUCCUGUGCCGACUCCGUGCGCUACUGUUGUCCUCCUAUUCGCGACAACUGGUCCGCUACGAAGACUACAUUCGGACAGUGCGUGAGUCGCGAACGCAGGCCAACUGGAACUUCUUCCACUUCUUCGGCCUUCAGGAACAGCUGGCCUUUGCCUUCGAGAUGCUCUCCCUAUACGACGAAGCGCUGGUACAGUACGACGAGUUGGACGCCCUGUUCAGCCAGUUUGUGAUCAACUCGACGGCCGCACCGAUGCCCGACUGGUUGUCCCAAUUGGCCGUCAACUAUGACCUCUGGCACGGCCUCUGCCUAUCGCCCGCUGUGUCGAAGGCUCUGCGCCGACAGUUCGCCGCCAGUGUUGGCAUCGAUGGCGAUGACAGCACUGGUGGGACAGCGCCGGCGACCACAACCGCCCCCAAGACAACACUCGUUGAGCUUCGGAACUAUCUCUUUGCCCGCCAAUCGGAGCUACUGUUGCUGUUGAACAAGCCCUGGGAGUUGGCCUCACGUGCGCUACCAUUCCUCCAGAACUGUGUCAACGAAUUGAAUAUAUUAGAAAUAACGAUGACUUCGGGUGGGAUCGCCUGUUGGGUGUUCUUAAGCGCGUUGGAAAUACUGCACAAAUGCGAACGAUAUAGCGAUUCAUCACAGAUGGAGUCCUACUCUAGACAUACGGUCGGCCUCUGGUCUUACGCCAGGAAUAAGUUGGCCGAAUUGGGUGCGCUGUGCGGACUGAUGCCCGGCAUGACUAUGACAUCGGAACACUUGCAUGUAGUGGUCGGCCUCAUAGCCGGUAUGGGCGACGACCCGCGCACUGGCGAAACACCGCUCAGCCCUCAGGAGCGGCUGAAGGAGGCGCUCAGCGGUCAGGAGGCGUUCCUCAAACACUAUCUGGAGAUAUCGGAGCUAACGAUGGGUACCUAUAAACACAUCGGACGCAUGCGAUUCGCCCGAUUCAUCGGCAAAGAACUAUCGGAACUAUAUAUAAAAAUGUCAAAACCACAGAAAGCGAUGCCAUUCCUCUUAGAUCUCGAGAAGGUUUUCUUACGUGAAAAGUGGCCGCAACUGCUCAACGAGAUCCGCGUACUGUUGCUCCGGUGCUAUCAACAGACGGGCGACUCUCGGCGCGAGUUUAAGGUGAGGUGUCAGUUGGCGGCCAACCCGUUGCUCACCGACGACCAGCGCCGGGAACACUGCGCGGCCGCCGAACGGCUGAUCGCUGGGAACAAAGCCGCCGCACAACCACUGGUGGUGCCGAUGGACGAGUUGUUUGACGUGCGGGACGUACGGCUGGCACUGGCGGAGGACAACUUCACGGUCACCAAUCGGACCGUCGAGUUGGACGCGAAGAUUGUGAGCAAUUUUCCCAAAGAGAUUCUUUGCGAUCGGGUGUUCGUGUCGCUGACCGCCGAGCCGUUAAUGGGUUCCCAUUUGGCCAAACACAAGACCUCUGUAGCCGCAGCGGCUAAGAGCUGUCCCCAUAUGGACGACGCGCCGGACAACUUGAAGAGUGCCGCAAAUAUCGUUAAACUGAUCCCAAGACCGCAAUUGGAAACGUUUCACACAAGUAUCUCAGUGGGCGUGAAGUGCAACAACACCAGCAAACUGUUGCUCCGCCGCAGCGACAGUCACGGCUUCAUACUCGGUCAGGACAGAGAGCCCGAAGUGCUGGACACCGGCCACGCGUUCACAGCACGCGCGGUGACCAUCAAACCGGGCGAAAACGCCGUACGGCUCCAGUACUCGACUCGAGAAUCGGGUACGUUUGUGGCCACACAACUGGUAUUGAACUGGGACUCAGGGGCCAACGUUGUGGGCACAACCGGCGGUGACCUGAGCCGCCACCUGUGCUUCGCGGUGAUCGCCGAAGAGCCCACUCUACGUGUGCUACAGUUGACCACUUUGGACGGCCGGGCGAGCGAUAUACUGGCCGGUGUCGAGCAGAGCAUUGAACUGCAACUCAAUUGCGGCUCAAGUAGUCUACCGGCCCGACUUCCGUUGACCAUCAGGGCCUCACACGGGCUACAGAUACGGCUCGAGACGGACGUACGCGACCCGCAGGCCCUGUACGACGAGAUCCAGUUCCCGCUGCCGGUGUCGCUGAAGCCGUUUCAGACCUACGAAAUACCGUUGAUUAUCAAAACUAAACUUUUCGCCCAAAAGGAGUGCACAUCAAUACAACACGAGCUGACCAUGACUUGGACAACGCCGACCGACACCACCGCCGCUGCCGGGACUACUCCCACAACCCCUACCAGUGCCGUCCCGGCGCCAGUGCCCACCAUGAAGCUAAUUAGCACACAGUUUCAUCUGUUGCCCCCAUUCCUGGCCACACAUCAACUUCACACUUGCGAUCGGCGCAAGUUUAUCGAGAUUCUGGUCAACUGUACGGCCAAA